Ambispora gerdemannii is the source of this 126-nucleotide messenger RNA. The record is from the annotation of a GenBank genome assembly. NCBI's taxonomy places the organism in Eukaryota, Fungi, Glomeromycota, Glomeromycetes, Archaeosporales, Ambisporaceae.
AUGCCCAUUAUGGUCAAGUUGACAACACUGAUACCAGGUGAUCCCACGUGGAACUUCAUCAUAACCGGAUCACCUGACGACAUGACGGAUCCAAAAGAAUUAAAUGGAAGUGAAUUUUGUAUCAGC